Molecule: messenger RNA, 1467 nt
Organism: Closterium sp. Naga37s-1
Lineage: Eukaryota; Viridiplantae; Streptophyta; Zygnematophyceae; Desmidiales; Closteriaceae
Source: the annotation of a GenBank genome assembly
AUGAAGAAGUUCCGGCAGGGGGAGAGCCAGAGGCUGGCUGUCGCUCAGGAACAGUCCGCGGAGGCAGCGCUGUCCGCGUCUCCGGCGCCAGUGGCGGCUGCUGUGCUGGCGGCGGUGAUGGCUGCUGCAGCGGGGGAACAGAACGAAGCCCCGACCGAGGGGGUCGGGACGGCUGCCGCUGUGUGCGCCGGAACGCCUGCUGCUGCCGUGGGCGCAGACACGCAGGGGCACGCCCAGGUGGCGAACGAUAGACGGGGUCGCGGGAACGGCGAGAGUGCCCCCGCCGCUCGCGGGAAGGGGGGGAAGAAGUUUCGAGCCCAGCCAGCGCCGAGACGGCCCGGAGCAGGGCUGGGACCUGGCGCCCCGGGACCCCUAAUGGGUUGGCUUCUGCAAGGGCAACUGCCACAAGUGCCAGCGCGUCAGCCGCCAUCACAGGGAGAGGGGCCACCACCGAGACCCACGGAGCAGGCGGAUCCGCAGACAGCGGCGCCAAGGCCGCGGAGGUUCCAAUCCACUGAGGCAGCACCGGAAACAGCGGCCCCGACGUUAGCAGAAGGCACGGGUACAGGAACGGGAGCUGCUGCACAGGGGACGAGGCGCUCCGCGAGAAUCGGUGCGAUAACCUGGGGACUGCCACGUGGCGGAUGUACACCCUGGAUGCCAGCAGGACGCGGCGGGAUCGCGGCCCCAGGCAACAAUGGGGGCACUGUAGCGGCAAAUGCGGUUGGCACGACGCGGGCACAGGCAGGGGGUACACGCGGGGGUUUUCGAGGGGGGCGGGGGAGAGGGCGCAACCCGCUAGGCAGAACGGAGAUCCCAGCGAGAACCGGCCCUUGGCGGGAACGCCACGACCGACCAGAACCUGUGGCUACUAUUGCACCAGCGAACGAGGAGCGAGCAGUAUCUGAUAAUGCAGUCUCAGACCCUGAGUUUAUGGGCGAGGAGGAAGCUGAGUCUGAAGAAAUCUCGUUGGACGAGGAGCCAGUUUCAGGAAGAAACAACCGAGCCAGAACGGGGGGAGAGGGAGCAGCUCCAACCGCACAGAAUGGGGAAGAGCCUGGCGAGGCUGCCACAGAGGAUACGGAUGUCCCGUCACCAUCCGACUUGGCAGAAACGGACGAAAUUUGGCAGGUGGCAGGGGAGUGGAACGUGGACAUCCUCCAGAGGGGAGAGCAGCCGUUCCUCGUGCGACGAUUACCACCGCAGAUCCUAGACCGAUACUGCUUGUGUCUCUUGGCCACACUCUUCCGUCUGCGGAAAUUCCCCGCUUGCCCAGGUGGCUGGAAGAUUCUUCACUUCCUACCUAGACUUACCCUUAGACCUGCACAAGAGCCAGUCACAGGAAGCCGCUGGGCAUGCAUUGAGGCCCGCCUCCACAAGUUCCAGCGUGGCGAUUGGGCUGACCUCUUCGAGGAGGCAGGGGUCAUUCCCGCCACAGAAGGCCCGAGAAGCCUCACGGUGGAGUAA